Molecule: messenger RNA, 4354 nt
Organism: Carcharodon carcharias (great white shark)
Lineage: Eukaryota; Metazoa; Chordata; Chondrichthyes; Lamniformes; Lamnidae
Gene: smc4
Product: structural maintenance of chromosomes 4
Exons: 24
Coding region: 147-4043 (1298 amino acids)
Biological process (GO): mitotic chromosome condensation
Cellular component (GO): chromosome
Molecular function (GO): ATP binding; ATP hydrolysis activity; protein binding
Source: RefSeq, a predicted model, not a curated record
CUCGAAUUUUUCUCGAAUUUAUUCCUUUAUUUUUUAUUUUCCGCGUGCGAAAGUGGUCCAAAAAUAUUCCUAAAAUUUUUUUUAAAAAAACAGCAAUCAUUCGGCGUCGGAAAAUCGGGAUUCGGAUUGAUUUCCAAGGUUGAACCAUGCCUGCCAAAACGAAGUCUUCCACAGCAAAGCAAAGCGCAAAACUGGGUCCGGGGGGAGCUGAGCCCCUGGAUGAGUCUGACAACGAAAUGGAUAUCCAACAAAAGGCAACCGCACCAAAUGUAGAUGAAACUACAAGCGAUGUUGUCUCAGAAUCACCAGUUGAACCAAUAGAUAAUCGAAGCUUGGAAGAAAUUUUAGCUGGCAUAUCUCCUCCUCCACCCCCAGCAAUGACCAAUGAACCUGGAGCUCCUCGCCUCAUGAUAACACAUAUAGUGAACCAAAAUUUCAAAUCCUAUGCAGGAGAACAAAUCCUAGGUCCUUUUCACAAGAGGUUUUCUUGUAUUAUUGGACCAAAUGGGAGUGGGAAAUCAAAUGUGAUUGACUCAAUGCUGUUUGUUUUUGGCUACCGGGCCCAAAAAAUUCGUUCUAAAAAAUUGUCUGUGCUCAUUCACAAUUCCGAUGGACACAAAGACAUUCAGAGCUGUACUGUUGAAGUUCACUUUCAAAAAAUCAUUGAUAAGGAAGGUGAUGAUUUUGAAGUUAUUCCAAAUAGCGAGUUCUAUGUUUCAAGAACUGCCCACAAGGACAAUUCAUCAGUUUACCAUAUUAAUGGAAAGAAAUCGACAUUCAAAGAUGUAGGAAUUUUGCUUCGCAGCCAUGGAAUUGAUCUGGAUCACAACAGAUUUUUGAUUCUUCAGGGUGAAGUGGAGCAAAUUGCAAUGAUGAAGCCAAAAGGCCAAAAUGAGCACAGUGAGGGUAUGCUGGAAUAUCUAGAAGACAUAAUUGGAUCCGGGCGAUUGAAAGAACCAAUCCAGGUCCUCUGUCGCAGAGUUGAGAUUUUGAAUGAACAGAGAGGAGAAAAGCUUAAUAGGGUUAAGAUGGUGGAAAAAGAAAAGGAUGCAUUGGAAGGAGAAAAAAAUCAUGCAAUUGAGUUUCUUGCCUUGGAAAAUGAGAUUGUGAAGAAAAAGAAUCGUGUCUUGCAAUAUUACAUUCAUGAUGUGCAGAAAAGGAUAGCCGAUAUGGGAGCACAGAAACAAAAAAUCCAUGAAGACACGCAAGAUAUCCGUGACAAAAGUGUCAAAUUUGUGGAAGACAUAAAAGUCAAAAAUAAUGCUUUGAAGCAUCUUGAAAAGAAACUAGGAAAGAUUACAAAGUUCAUUGAAGACAAGAAGGAAACAUUUUCACAGUUUGAUUUACAAGAUGUCAAAGUCCGAGAAAAGCUGAAACAUUCAAAGAGUAAAGAGAAGAAACUGCAGAAGCAACUACAAAAAGAUAUGGAGAAGCUAGAGGAGUUGAAGAAUGUACCUGGUGAUAGUGAGAAGACCAUCAAAGAAGCAACAGCUAAAAAAGAACAGCUUGAACAGAAUAAAGUGAAGGAGGAAGAGAAGCUAAGGAAAGUGAUGGACAGUCUCAAACAGGAGACAAAGGGAUUGCAAGAAGACAAAGAGGUGAAAGAGAAGGAGCUUAUGGAGUUGAGUAAAGCUGUAAAUGAGACUAGAUCAAAGAUGGAUGUGGCUCAGUCAGAAUUAGAUAUCUACCUCAGUCGCCACAAAUCUGCUUUGGGCCAACUGAACCAGGCUAAAGAAGCCCUGGCUACUAAUAUUAGUACACUUAAAGAAAGGAAAGCAACAAUUAAAGAACUGGAAAGCAAAAUACCACAGAGUGAGCAAGAACUGCAAAAGGAUGAAAAGGAACUUGAAAAAAUAACCCAAUCUGAAGCUCUGAUCCGGGACAGCGUUUAUCAACUGCGACAUAAAUUUGAAGAAGCAAAGAGUUCCCUAACAGUAAAUCGCAGCCGGGGUAGAGUUUUGGAGGCGGUAAUGCAGCAGAAGAACACUGGUAAAAUCCCUGGAAUCUAUGGAAGAUUGGGUGACUUGGGUGCUAUUGAUGAAAAGUACGAUGUUGCUAUCUCCUCCAGUUGUGGUGCCCUGGAUAACAUUGUUGUAGACACAAUCGAUACUGCUCAAGAGUGUGUUAAAUUCCUGAAGAAACAAAAUAUUGGGGUAGCAACUUUUAUUUGUUUAGAUAAGAUGAAAGUUUGGGAACGAAGCAUUGGCAAGAUCCAAACUCCAGAAAACGUUCCCCGCCUAUUUGAUAUGGUCAAAAUAAAGAAUGAGGCUAUACGUCCAGCAUUUUACUUUGCACUUCGUGAUACACUUGUUGCUAAGGAUCUAGAACAGGCAACACGUGUGGCAUUCCAGAAGGACAAGCGCUGGAGAGUGGUAACAAUGCAGGGGCAGAUAAUAGAGCAGUCAGGUACCAUGACUGGUGGCGGAGGAAAAAUUAUGAAGGGUAGAAUGGGAUCUUCAUUAGUUGUGGAAACUACUCCGGAAGAGAUGGACAAGAUGGAGGCUAAAUUGCAGAAGGAUUUAGCAGUGGCACAAAAAUAUCAAGAACAGAAAGGACAUUUGGAAGAAAAAGUGAUUAAGGAACGGCAGAACAUUCGGGAGAUGAAAAAUAUUCUGGAAAAGUACACAGCAAGCAUUCAGGGCCUGACUGAGCAGCAAGUUCACUUGACAGUUCAAGUGAAGGACUUUGAAGCAAAUGUGGCAGCAGCAGCUCCUGAUCAGAAGAAACAGAAAGAGCUGCAGAAAACACUGGAAGCUUUUAAGAAAGAGUAUGAAAAUGCUGCAGCAAUGGCUGGUAAAGUUGAGGCAGAGGUUAAACGGUUGCACACACUCAUUAUUGACAUCAACAAUAAAAAGCUUAAAACGCAACAGGAUAAGCUAGACAAAAUUAGCAAAGAAAUUGAUGAUUGUGCCUCUUCCAUUACAAAGGCCCAGGUUGCUAUCAAAACAGCAGGAAGGAACUUUAAAAAGGCAGAAGAAGCAGUGAAUCGAUCUGAAGAAGAAAUUGAAGAGAACAAAAAGGAGAUUAAAGAUCUAACAGAAGAAUUAAAGCAAGUGGAGGAAAAGGGUGCCGUUGUACUGAAAGAAUGCACUGAAGCUCAGGAAUCAUUAGUAACAGUGACUGAGGAACAUAAUUGUUUAUUUCAAGAGCUGAAAGCAAUUCAGGAAGAACAGCAAGCACUUCAAAAAGAAACUCUCAAUAUACGACUGAAGUUGGAACAGAUAGACGGGCACAUUGCAGAGCACCAAUCAAAGAUCAAAUUCUGGCAAAGAGAAGUAUCAAAACUUUCUUUACAUCCUGUUGACAAACCAGCAGAUGAACUUCCAGAAUUGAGUGAGGAAGAUCUAAUGGAAAUCAAAAAUCCAGAUGAUAUAAAUAAUCAGAUUGCAUUACUAGAGGCUAAAUGUCUGGAAAUGAAACCAAACUUAGGUUCUAUUGCAGAAUAUAAAAAAAAAGAAGAGUUAUACCUACGCCGUGUGGCAGAGCUGGAUGAAAUCACUAAUGAACGGGAUAUGUUUAGACGUGCCUUUGAAGACUUGAGAAAACAACGUCUUAAUGAAUUCAUGGCUGGGUUUAAUAUGAUCACCAAUAAGUUGAAAGAGAAUUACCAAAUGCUUACACUGGGUGGGGAUGCUGAGCUGGAGUUGGUGGACAGUCUGGAUCCCUUCUCUGAAGGAAUUAUGUUCAGUGUACGUCCGCCAAAGAAAAGCUGGAAAAAAAUUUUCAAUAUUUCAGGUGGAGAGAAGACUCUUAGUUCUCUGGCUCUGGUUUUUGCACUUCACCAUUACAAGCCUACUCCUUUGUACUUUAUGGAUGAAAUUGAUGCAGCCCUGGAUUUUAGAAAUGUUUCAAUUGUUGCUCAUUAUAUCUAUGAACAGACCAAAAAUGCUCAAUUCAUCAUAAUUUCUUUGAGGAACAAUAUGUUUGAAAUUGCUGAUAGGUUGGUUGGAAUCUACAAGACCCACAAUACAACAAAGAGCGUUGCAACCAACCCCAAAGUCAUCAGUCUUCAAGCGCUUCCUGAAGUAAUCAGUACAGCUUGAGUCUAAUUGAUAGAAAUGCUAUCAGCUUUUUUAAUAGAUUGAUUUUUUUAAAAAUAAAUUAUGCUUCUGACCUUUUUUAUGCCACCACCUUUAUGGGAGUUCAUUACAACAUAAAGUGGUAGUGUAAACCCUCUGGCAUGAGCAUGGAAUUUAGUUUCUAAGCUUCUUGCAAUGUUACUCCUUAUACAUAACCCAAAUUCUAAUAGAUAUUAUUUUUACUGUAUACAUUUUGUAUGUGAGCAGGAUAAAUACUGUUUUAAUGUACUAUAGAUAGCUGAAUACUUUUUAUAUUAAAAAUCAUUGUCAAAACA